Molecule: messenger RNA, 2681 nt
Organism: Caenorhabditis auriculariae
Lineage: Eukaryota; Metazoa; Nematoda; Chromadorea; Rhabditida; Rhabditidae
Source: the annotation of a GenBank genome assembly
AUGUUCGCGUUCCGUUCACCCAACGGCUACCCCGAUGUCGCAGUUGUUAUGAAAAUGAGCAAGGAAGGGCAUGAAGUAACAUGACGCUUCUUAUUCUCUUAACCACACAUACGCUCAAAAUUUGGACGCCUUCCGCCGAGACAAUUUGAUUAUUCUACAAUGCCGUCCGACGUCCGACAGAUGAAUGUCCCAAGAAAAAAACAAGCUUUGAGGAAGAAUCUGCACGUGUUCCCAUUUUCAAAGUUAUUCAUUGAAAUGAUUUCAACCUGUAUUAUUAUCACAAACAAAAAAGCUGUUUUCAGUUUUCCAUAGCUUUGAAAGAAGACAAGUGCCAGUCAUUUCUGGUGGUGAAAGAAGCAAAGUUUCGAGUCGAAAAAGAUGAAAUAUGGUCCCUGAGGAAGAAACGCGUAGAACUCACAACAAGCUUUCAAUUUCAUUUUUAGGUUGUCGCUGAAAGAAAAAAAAGAUGAACGCAAAAAACUCAUCAAAAUGAUAAUACCGUAACCAAAAAAAAAGUUGUGGACCUCAUCACUUCAAGGUGGAAAACAAUUAACCCGUACGUCCUUCUGUUUCCAAACGCGCGGGAGCGAUCAAAAAGGCCGACGAUGGUGGCACUAAGGUGCUAGCCCGGCGAGCGCGGAAGUUACAACUUUCCGAGUGGAAAGGGAUUUAUUCUCAAUGUGACACCUGGGCGAAAACCCAAGAAACGCUGCGGAACCCUUUUUACUUUGCUUGUUUAGUAAUGACCGCUUUUGAAGCAAAGACCUCUCACCUAGUUGAACUUCCUAUGAGGCCAAACAUAAUUAUUCGGAAAAGAAGACUCUUAGAGGGCAAUAGCAAAGUUGGAAGAAAGGAAGAAAGAAGGCGAAAGCAGGAAAUUCUCAAGAAAGUGAUAUUCAACUGAAACCCUCAUAACGAUAAAUGAACGUGCCGUUGGGAACGCUCCCAAGGUCAAAAAAGAAAGACAAUGAGAAACGUUUGAUUAGCAUAUGAAAACGUUUCGGCGAUUGGCGACUAGGUGGAUUUAGGUUAAAAGGGCUACUGCCUUGGCCGGAUUACUCUAUCAAGCAGGUGUCCCACGCAGUCAUGUGCGUGGCUAAGAACUCGAGAAAGUGUCUGCAGCCUUUAAAAAACUGGCAUGAAGGUUUACUGAGGCGUGCCAUUCGAGAUUUCUAGUCUGAAGGCCGACGGCAAAAAGUUGUAUCGAAAAUUAUUCUGACAAUAAAAAAUGGAUAAAACAUUCGUUUUGUUCUUUUAGUGAGGUUGAAAAUGAUUCUGUAGUUUGAUUCGAAGCUUCUUCAACCGUGAAAAUGGGGGAAAAUCUGUCAGCAAGAUUUAAGCUGUUUUUUUAUGUCAUAGAGAAUCUGUCUUUUAAUAGAUUAUUUGGAUGAGUGUAAUUUUUAAAAAACCUCUGCAAUCAAUCAUCAAAAACAAAAUUUCUCUAUUCAAACAGUCCAUAAAGUCAGUAUUUUUUAUUCAGAACCGUUCUCGUGGCUUUUUUCCCAUGACCGAGAAGGAGGGAGAGAGCAGAAAAAUAAGACUGUUAGGUACCAAGGAGGAUGGGCUACAUUGAAAAAAAAAUUGACCAGAAAGAAAUUUCCUCAAAUGCAGGUAUUACGUAUUGUGAGAUUUAUUGUGAAAUGGGAAACUAACAAAAAAUUAGUUUUUUUUUUUUUCAUUUUCAGAUAAAUAUGCUUAACCAACCAAUUAUAGGUUAAUACGCCUGACAGGUGCCCAAAAAAACAAAACGACAAAAAGGGCGCUUGGCAGUUCACUCAAGCGUAUGAUCUCAUUCAGCUCUCCACACUCGAGACUCGUAAUUAAGUUUGGCUCUUGGCGAAAGUACAGGUCAGAAACACACGAGCCGAAUUGCCACUUGUCCAAAAUAGCCGAUUUCCGAAUGACAUAAGCCGUCAGUGAGUCCGACGCCCAUAAAACGGCAGCCGAAGGCAGCUUUUAACUUGCCAAUAUCUUGAAGCCAGAAAAUUGUAUGUUGACCUUUGAAAAAAUGCCAAAAAUAGAUUUCUUUUUUCAUAAAGAACACAUCUAAAAAAACCUACAAAGUUCGUCGAAAGUAUUUUUUUACACUUUUUUUUCACAAAAAAUCUGUUUUAAGAAAAAAGUUGAAAAGCUUUUUGGUUUCCACUUUUAAAGCCGGAAGCUAUCCAAAUAAAAACAAAGCAAGGAAAAGUUAAACUCGUUGAUUUUUUUUGGUUAAAUUGAUUUGAUAGCACAUUGAAGUUAAGAAGUUCAAGAUAUGUAAUUAAAAGGUUUCUGUCGAUAUGGAAACUGACAGGUGUCCGUUAAAAAUGAUAAGAAACAGAACGAAUGUGCUGAAAGAGACGCUUUCAAAAGCCAGAACAUUGUUCCUUGCAGUCGUCGAUGGAAAAAGGGCACAAAAUGCAAUUUCAUUACAUUUGGAUUUUAGAAGUGCUGCCCCAGAAGGAAGUCGAACGUCGACUCAUCAAUCUCAAUCCAAAGGAAAGCGCGCGACAGUCGUUCCUUACCCGGCUCGAGGUGUUGCGUACGACCUCAUGUCCCCAUAUUUCUGCGCCUCUAAUUAAGUCAUCUUGGCCACUAUCUGGGCAACAUCUCGGGCCGAUAGGUUUCUGAGCGAUCACCUUGUCGCUGGCUUCAACACCCUUCAAUUAUGCCUUCAGGCCGCGGCGCAUAUUCCGUAA